AUGAUGUCUCCACGCUCUUUAUCCAUUUUAGUCUGUUCAGUCUUGGGACUGGUCUUGGCAAUCCCUUCUAACACUUGUAUUGUGAUGGGUAAUCUGGACAUCAUCAGAAAGAAAGGGAAGUUGAGUCCCUCCGAUGUGAUCUUUCUGGGGAAGGGAAUUGUGAAUAUUCUCCUCCAGUGUGUGCUGAGCCUACAGGCAAUGCUGUUUGUCUUGUGUCUGGAAGUCUGUUAUGUUACAGAAGUACGAGGAUUGUUGAACACAUCAAUUUACUUCCUAAUGUAUUACAACUUCUGGUUGACCUUCUGGCUCUCGGCUCAUUACUGUACCAGCAUCACCAAUCUCAGCUAUGGGUUCUUCAUCUGGAUAAAGAGAAUUGUGUCCAAUUUCCUGAGUCCCCUUCUAUUCCUGACAGCACUUGGGACGUUCCCCGUUAGUUUUCUGCAGUUCUGGACUUUAAAUGAAGAAAGUCUCCAGAACAACACAGAAACCUCUGUUAUCAGGUUUCAUAUCAGUCUCCCCUAUUUUGUCCCUCUGACCUUCCUAGGCUGUAUUCUGCCAUUCUCCCUUAGUCUUCUGUGUCUGGUCCUCACUUUCUCCUUUCUGCUCAGACACGUCUGGAGGGUGAAGAAUAACGACUCGGGAUCAACACGUCCAAAUCUUCAGGCUCAUGUCACGGCACUGAGGACAAUCUUCUUCUUACUUCUCAUUUUUACAUUCUUCUGCAUGUCUCAGGUUCUUCUGUUUCUUGCAAAAUCCACACAGCUCACAGAGUUAUUACCUGUCGUCAGUUGGAAUUUACAAUUAUUAUCUCCAUCGGUUGAGGCCGCUGUCAUCUUCCAGGCCAGCAACAAGCUGAGAAGGAUCAUUCUGAGAAGAUUCUGGACCAGAAGCCGGAGAAACACAGAGACCUAA
Messenger RNA from Rana temporaria (common frog), 912 nucleotides. Its product is annotated as taste receptor type 2 member 8-like. Lineage: Eukaryota; Metazoa; Chordata; Amphibia; Anura; Ranidae. The coding region runs from base 1 to 912 and encodes 303 amino acids. The record is from RefSeq and is a predicted model, not a curated record. Gene Ontology annotation, molecular function: bitter taste receptor activity; G protein-coupled receptor activity. The transcript has a single exon. Gene Ontology annotation, cellular component: membrane. Gene Ontology annotation, biological process: G protein-coupled receptor signaling pathway; sensory perception of taste; detection of chemical stimulus involved in sensory perception of bitter taste.